GAUUCUGCUGAACAAAGUGGCAAGUUUAGACUUGAGGUUGCGACAACUUUUAUCGCACCACCAUCAAAGGUUGUGCGCCACUGUGUAUUUUUGAAAUCCUAGAGGAUUGCAAUGGAAAUACCAUGGAUUGAGAAGUACAGACCGAGCUCGAUAGAAGAUCUUAUAAGUCAUGACGACAUAUCAAAAACUAGUAUUUCUAAUUAAAUUCAACUGCUGUUGUAGUAAAGAGAUUUAUUGAUAAUGACAGGCUACCGCAUUUACUGUUUUAUGGUCCACCGGGAACGGGAAAAACUAGCACUAUCCUAGCUGCCGCAAAGCGUUUGUACUCUCGUCAGUUUGCAUCCAUGGUUUUAGAGCUUAAUGCCUCCGAUGAUCGGGGGAUUGAUGUUGUUCGUGAACAAGUACUGAGUUUCGCCAGCACGAAAACUCUCUUCGCUGGAAAAUUCAAGCUGGUUAUUCUAGACGAAGCUGAUUCCAUGACAAAAGACGCUCAAAAUGCACUUCGAAGAAUUAUCGAAAAAUUUACGGAAAACACCCGGUUUUGUUUAAUUUGUAACUACUUGUCGAAAAUUAUCCCUGCAAUCCAAUCACGGUGCACCAAGUUCCGUUUUGCACCACUGCCCUUCAAUGAUGUCAGUGUGUGUCUUCGAAAAAUUGCAUCAAAUGAAGGGUAAACAAAAGUCUCUCUUAUUCCUGUUUAGCGUCGAUUUAACUGACGAUGGAGUAAAAGCAAUUUAUCAGUUUGCAUCUGGGGAUAUGCGUAAAUCUAUCAACUUAUUACAGGUAAUCUAUGUAUAAAUACGUUCCCAGUUGUUUUGUUAGUUAAAUACAUAGCGAAAGAUAAGUACCAAAUUUCAGAUUGAUCCUGGAUGUAUCUUCAUUCACACGUAGUAGGUUCUCCGUUGUUUAUGUCAUACUGAAAUCACCUAGAGAGUGUAGUGUUUUUAUCGUAAACCAGACUUAACUAUUGUGUUACAUAAGAAUCCCACCAGUGAUAUCUUUUUGUUCUGCUUAGGUUGCAUUAAAUUCAAAGAAACCAAACAACUAGAGGAAGAUGCUGCUGUAGAACUUCCUGUGAGAUUGUAGUUCAUGGACGACAUUUGAGCGACGCAGAAGUGGCUUUGGGAAUGUUCACCUACUUACUAGAGCUUAUAAUUUGCAGUUGAUUGUAAGGGUCAGGAAUUACGUUUGGGAUUUCCAUCACGAACUGAUAGCUUAAAUGCCAAAAUGCUCUCUAACCAAAUGAAUGGAUGACUUUUGCGCCAAAAUCCAAAACCUUAUUCUAAAACUGAUUGGUUCGUCCAUAAAUUAUAGUUUAACCGAACUUCCUCAUGUUUAUAGAGCACUAACAUUAUUUUCUGUGUGAAGACAACGAAAAAAUACAGUCUUGUGAUUGUCUCGAUCAACAUUGUGAGGACAUUUAAGCGUUAUCCUCGAACAUGAUCUAUUGCUUCAGAACUGGUGUGCGUAUACACCUGAACUAAUGAUAGGGAGUAAGGUAGUUGAGUGUGUCAACCACCUCACCAGCCACACUAAGUUGGUAUUUGACGAAAGUUGGGCAUAAAUUUCAAAAACUCGUUGGGCUUUUCUUACUUCCAUUACUUGUAGCACAGGUGAAUUGCCCGUCCUCCAGUGUGGAACGAGUUCAGUCUGUUCUACUUUGUGACUAAAAUAUAGCUUUUGAAAACAGUGUAUUCACAGGUUACUAGUAUUUAAUCAUAGAUGUGUUCAAAGUAUCGCUAUCGUAUUUUGGGACCAAUAAGUGAAUAUUGCUGAGUUUAGGGACAGGGUACAAGAUAAAGGUGAAAAAUCGGCUGGUGAGGUAGUAAAUAAUAAUCUAUUGAAGUGGGUGUUACAUGCAUUAUAGUUAUCCUAACACUGCCUACUUCGAUGGACGAUGUUUACAGGUGUAUGUGUGGGUUAGGAGGAAACUCGAGACUGUAAAACGAUGACUUGGGAUCACUACAUGAAAUCAAUUACUGUUGAACUGGAAAUUGUAAAUAGAUGCAGACUAUGUGGUUGUGGUCAGGGUGAUUAUCGUAACGAAUGGUUAGAGACUUUGAAUGACACUGAUCUGAGUCGUUCGCAAUGGCAUGUGUCCAUUCACUCUGUGUGUCCAAGAUCCUGAGUCCCGAAAUCGUAUACUUCUUUUUAUUCUUCCUAUAAUUAUCUUUCUCUACUGGUACUGCUACUAGUUCUACUACUUUGGAAUUCAUCUCUCUGUGCUUAUGGGGUAUCGAAAAUUAAACCGAUGUACACAUGUCAGGUUCUAAGUUGACUAUGGCUUCCCGGUCCAACAUAUCAAAUCUAAGUGAUACUGCGAAACAUUUUAAUUUCCUGUUAUCAACCCCAUCGAUUUUAAUUUAAUUACAUGAGUGAAUUAACUUUUAUACUGGUAGGAUACGGUUAGUCACUUAUUUCUAACACUAAAAUUAGUACUACAAAGCAUUCAGAAAUUUAUCAUAAGAAACAAAUUACCAUAUUGUGAAGGGAUAUAGGAGAGUCAUUUAAAAAACAAAACUUGUAAUCAUAAGUGUGUAGUUCAGAUAUGGACUUAGCUGAUCUAAGUUGUAUUGACUACGUUUGACCGUCUAUGGAGAGCGCAAUGUAAAAUCUCAACUGUAAUCACCAUGACUGGUAGCUUUCACAAACACUGAGUUUUAUAAUAAAGUAGUAGUUCAACAAUUAAACCAAUCAGAUUUAAACUGUAAGAUUAUGUGCCUAAACUUCCCCUCAUCUCCUUUGGUUUUGCACAGUUACAUAUUAUCUCCGAGUGAUUUGAUUCAGAGUGGCAUACUUUAACUUAUACUUUGAGAUGUAGGUUUGUGGAAUAAUGAAAGCUUCACAACUAAGUCAUCCAUCUCACAUCCAAAAAAUAAUUUAUGCUGAUUUUUUUGGUUAUAUUCAUAAUAAUGUUACUAUUGCUGAGCUACAGGGUCUGUAGUAUUUCAUCCAUAGUCUUAGCGAACCUAGAAAGUAUUAAUGACUUCAACUAUCCUCCAUCACACCGUCCAGUGUCACGAUAACCACACCUUUUAUCGCCCGUUUAGUGUGUUGGCAACCAAUUCACAGAAUAGAAGCCUCUAGGAUCAUAACCAAUGAAGUCGAAGGCUUAGCACACAGUACUAGAUAAAAUGGGACUGCUGAGUCAUUAUUACUGUCAUAAUAACUAUUCUUUUCAUAGGAAGUUGUGACCUUCAGCAUACAUAAAUCUUAUAUUGAUAUCCUUGUAGUUAUACGCUUAUGCGUCUCAUGUUUGUCCGUCAUCCAUUUUAUUCAAUGUCUUUUGUCAUACUACGCAUUUUCUGGUUUAAGCUAUAUUACGGUUUGUAAUGAGUAGCAAAAGUUGGCACACUUGUCUUCUCUGCUUCUCUUUCCUACGUCUUAUCUUAACGUAUGUUGUAGUAAAUGAAUGUCUGAAAUAAAUUCAUCCAACUUAAUCCGUGUUCAACUUCAUAGUACCCCCGUCGUUCAAACGGUAUUAGCCUAGGUGUAAUAUAGAGAAUUAAAUCGGAGAUUAAUAUUCAUGGCUUAUUGAUCUGCUCGCCCAAAUCAGAAUCAGAUAUCGGGCCACUAUAAGAUAUUUCGAGACUUACAACAAUUUACACAACUGGCGUACCAACUACUUAUUACACAAUACAGAUAUUUUUGUAGAGAUUUCUUGUAAUAUGUUCUUAUCAUGGUUUGUUUGACUCAAAUAUUCCUUAUGUACAUCAUUUAUCUCCAAUCCAUGAAGAGUACAUCUAUGUCUUCAAAAACUGUCGACGGACCUUCUGUCUAUGCUUGUGUUGCAUAUCCUUCACCGGCUGAGGUUCGAUCGCUAUUGGAUCAUGUACUGAAUGAACCGAUCAGUACUGCUUAUCACAAUAUUACAACAGUAAAAAAUUUGAAAGGAAUUGCAUUGCAAGAUAUAAUUACAGAAAUUCAUCCAUUGAUAAUGCGUAUUGAUUUGCCGGAUGCAAUACGCUGUGAUUUAUUAAUUGCGUUAUCCGAUAUAGAAAAUCGUAUGUCACAAGGAGCAUCAGAAAGAUUACAAUUGGGUGCAUUUGUUUCAGCAUUUACUCGAGCAAAAAUAGCACUAGAGUCCAAGAUUCCCUAAAAACAAAAGUUCCCCAUUUCAAUUUUGUUCUCAUGUUUAAUAAAUCAAUCUUUGCA
Molecule: messenger RNA, 4155 nt
Organism: Schistosoma haematobium
Lineage: Eukaryota; Metazoa; Platyhelminthes; Trematoda; Strigeidida; Schistosomatidae
Product: Replication factor C (RF-C) subunit
Exons: 7
Coding region: 3680-4099 (139 amino acids)
Biological process (GO): DNA-templated DNA replication; DNA repair
Cellular component (GO): nucleus; DNA replication factor C complex
Molecular function (GO): DNA binding; ATP binding; ATP hydrolysis activity
Source: RefSeq, a predicted model, not a curated record